Molecule: messenger RNA, 1011 nt
Organism: Lachnellula hyalina
Lineage: Eukaryota; Fungi; Ascomycota; Leotiomycetes; Helotiales; Lachnaceae
Product: Quinone oxidoreductase
Exons: 2
Coding region: 1-1011 (336 amino acids)
Source: RefSeq, a predicted model, not a curated record
AUGUCGCAUAAAUACGCUAGUGAUCAGCCUGCAGGCUUUAUCAACCACAUCCAGAAAGUUGCCAUCGUUGGGGCCGGUGGCAACAUUGGCAAACAUUUUGCUGAGGCGCUAAUCAAGACCGGCAAGCACACAGUCACGGCUUUGACACGCGCCGACAGUAAAAGCACUGUUCCCGAAGGUGUCAAGAUCGCUCAGAUCAACUACGACGAUGAGAAUUCUCUCGUUUCCGCUUUGAAGGGACAGCAAUUUCUCGUCAUAACCAUGGGUGUUCGGGCACCUGCUGAUACGCAGAUAAAUAUUGUUAAGGCUGCCGCGAAGGCGGGUGUUCCCUACAUCAUGCCCAACUUCUUCGGGUACGAUAUUACAAACGAGAAGCUUGCAAAGGAAUAUCUCUAUGGUGGCGCUAGCAAAAUCUGCGACGAUAUCAAAAGUCUGGGCGUUAGUUCUUACGUUGCCAUGUGCUGCGGCUUCUGGUACGAGUGGAGUUUAGCGUUGGGGCCGGCGCAUUUCGGUUUCGAUAUCAAAGAUAAGAAAGUCACAUUCUUCGACGAUGGAAAGACGGCUGUUAACAUCAGUAUGUGGAUAGCUUGUGGACGAGCUCUAGCCGGGCUUUUGAGCUUGAAGGAGAUACCGGAAGAUGCGAAUGACAAGUCUCCAACUGUGUCCCAGUGGAAGGACAAGCCGCUUUAUGUCUCGAGCUUUAGGGUUAGUCAGCGUGAUAUCCUGGACAGUGUUCAUCGAGUCAAGGGCACGACAGACGAGGACUGGGACAUUGUUUCCGAGUCAAGUAUUGAGAGAUACAAAAAGGGAAUCGAGGAUAUGAAGAAAGGCGAUCGAACGGGGUUUGCGAGGGCAAUGUACACUCGCGUUUUCUUCCAGAAUGGCGAUGGCGAUUAUGAAACUAGCAAAGGGUUACACAAUUCCUUGAUUGGCUUGCCAAAUGAUAGCUUGGAUGAGGCUACCAAACGAGCUCUCGCGAUGGUUGACAGCGGAUGGAAUCCUUUUGCGUAG